UCCUCUCUCUCUCUCACUCUCUCACCUUCGCCGCCGCCCUCAUUCACCGAUGCCGCCCCACCCGCCGCUUCAUCCCCGGCUCCGACAAGGUCGGGAAGCUUCCGGACUCGUCACAUCGUGUUCCGGCCACCGGACACCGACGACUCCCCGGUAACCCUAGUCGACAACAUCACCACCUCCCUUUGGAAAUCCCGAAUCUUCUCCAAACCCUCCCCACCGUUGCCGCCGCCUCCGUCCUCCUCCUUCCCCAAAGAGACCGCGCCUCUGAUCCAAUGGCGCAAGGGCGAGUUGAUCGGCUGCGGCGCCUUCGGCCGCGUCUACAUGGGCAUGAAUCUCGGCUCUGGCGAGCUUCUAGCUGUUAAGCAGUAGUUUUGGCACAAAUCUUGAAACAAGUAGCUACUGGUGGGAAAACUGUUUUGCAAUUCUUAUCUGUGUUGUUGGCUUGGUACUAUUUUUGUACCUCGUUGGAAAUGUACAGACAUAUAUGCAGUUUGCAACUACAAAAUCAGCAAACUUUGAUGAUUCAAGACGGACUAGGAUCAAAGCGAAGUAUCGAGAUAUAAACAAGUGGAUGUCAAAGCAUGGUCUUCCUGCUGAUAUGAGGACAGCAAUCAGGAAAGACAUAAAAGAAUGGAACAUAGCAGGGAGAUACAUAGAUCACGAUGUGGAUGUUCGAUUCGUCAACAACAUUUGCGGAGGAGGCAUCGUAUUAGUCCUGUCGGAAUUUUUCCGGCUAAAUGCUCUAAAGAGAGUACCCAUGCUUCAAAAUGUGCCAGAGUUCGGGUUGAUACUUAUCAGCCAAUAUCUAUACCUAGAAACCUAUGAUGAGAAUGCAGUUGUUGCUCGAGCAGGAAAACCGAUAGAUUCGAUGUUCUUCAUUAUAGAUGGAGUGAUUGAUUGGACCGACGAGACUAACAAGGCUACCGAUGCUGAAACCACCGGUUCUUCCUCCUCAUCAAAGAGCAGCAAGCUUCAGAACGGUGAUUAUUUUGGAGAAGAGCUUUUGAGUUGGGCAGCAGAUAACUAUGGGAGCUCUUAUUUUAGCCCGGUUCCUACUUCGACUGGAGAUGCCAAAUGUCGAACAAAAGUAGAAGUCCUGCAGCUGAGUAGGGGGACGUUAGUAAACACAGAAGUAAGGGACUACAUAUCUGAGAGUGAUUCUUCUCUGGCGCACUUGGAGGAGCUAAUGGCAGUUCAUCUCCAUAACCACAUUGAUCAGAUAAUGGACGAGUAUCCUCUUUCUAAGGUGAAAUGGAAAUGUCCUUACCGUGGAUGGCUGAAAGUGAACUGUAGUGCUGUGUGGGAACGUGAAUCGAGAGUGGCAGGCAUGGCUUGGGUUUGUAGGAAUGAUGAAGGAGCUUUUGUAGCCGCCGGAAGUCUAUGUGGGAUAAGAUGCAUGGACAGGUUUUUCGCCGAAGCUCUCAGCAUUGCUAAGGCUAUCGAAUUUUGUACCACUAUUAUUGAUGAAGUUUCUGGUGACAACUUCGGCCGCAUAGUUGUGGAGUCUGAUAACCAGGAUCUCAUGGACUGCCUGCUUCAGCUGCAUGAACAGGACCUAGUUGUACCGAAAACAUACUUGAAUAACUCUAGCCUGGAACCAAAUAACCGUAUUGGUGAAAACCUUCGACCAAUCCUAGGGGAUAUUUACAGCCGCUUGGCUCCAGGGUUUAAGGCUAUUACUUAUGUGCAUUGUGACAGUGAGUGCAAUGCAGCUGCUCAUUGCAUAGCAUCUCAUGCCAUGGAUGAUGCUACUGAUUCUUCGUCUUGGUAUGGUCUUGAUGCAGCCCCUAGUUGGCUAAUUCCUGCCCUCACGAAGGAUAGCCCGCAUUUGUACACAUGAUAUAUAAAAAUAUAGGUAGAUCAAGGCUACAUAUAUGAUCAGUUGAUGAUCAAGCAGCUAGUUUAAUUCUGUAGUUUUUUUUAUCUGGAGUUUA
Molecule: messenger RNA, 1934 nt
Organism: Fragaria vesca subsp. vesca
Lineage: Eukaryota; Viridiplantae; Streptophyta; Magnoliopsida; Rosales; Rosaceae
Exons: 5
Coding region: 485-1840 (451 amino acids)
Molecular function (GO): RNA-DNA hybrid ribonuclease activity; nucleic acid binding
Source: RefSeq, a predicted model, not a curated record